Hibiscus syriacus is the source of this 954-nucleotide messenger RNA. Its product is annotated as replication protein A 70 kDa DNA-binding subunit B-like. The transcript is spliced from 5 exons. Gene Ontology annotation, molecular function: nucleic acid binding. The coding region runs from base 259 to 954 and encodes 231 amino acids. The record is from RefSeq and is a predicted model, not a curated record. NCBI's taxonomy places the organism in Eukaryota, Viridiplantae, Streptophyta, Magnoliopsida, Malvales, Malvaceae.
UUAAUGCAAGUGAUGGUAAGAUGAAACUGAGAGCGAUAUUUCCAUCAAACAUGUCAUCUGAGAUCUUUGUAGGCAGUGUUCAGAACAAGGGUCUCGUUAAAAUUCUUAAUUAUACCCUCAAUAAUAUCCCCAACAAAUCAGAGAAGUACCUAAUUGUGACAAAAUGUGAGGUAGUAUCUUCUGCACUUGAGACAGAGAUCAAAACCGAGGAACCUGAUAUUGUUUUAAAGAAGCCGAAACUUGAACGUGAGAGUCAAAAUGAGGCUAAACCCGAUUUGGCUGGUAUUAUUUUUGAAGCCAAAGCAAGAAGUGGCUUUAAAGUCUGCAGCACAAAUAGUACAUGAGCAGCGAGAAAAUAUGGCUCCAGUUGCCCGGAUGUCAACGACUACAAGAGUGCAUCCUCCUGUUUCAUUGAAUCCUUACCAAGGGAAUUGGACAAUUAAAGUUCGUCUCACAAGCAAGGGAAACAUGCGUACCUAUAAGAAUGCUAGAGGAGAAGGUUGUGUUUUCAAUGUGGAGUUAACAGAUGAAGAUGGUACACAAAUUCAAGCCACAAUGUUUAAUGAAGCUGCAAGGAAGUUCUAUGAGAAGUUUCAACCGGGGAAAGUCUAUUACAUAUCAAAAGGCACACUAAAAGUUGCUAACAAGCAGUUUAAGACUGCUAAAAAUGAUUAUGAAAAGACUUUGAAUGAGAAUUCUGUGGUGGAAGAGGCUUCUGAUGAAGAAACAUUUAUUCCAGAAGCUAAACUCAACUUUGUCCCUAUUGAUCAAUUAGGCCCUGAUGUUAAUGGAUGGGAGCUUGUUGAUAUUAUCGGAGUUGUUCAAAGUGUCACUCCUGUAUCAAAUAUUAAAAGGAAGAUUGAGAAUGAGAAUAUUCCAAAGAGAGAGAUAUGGUUGUUGCAGAUGAAACGUAAAUGUCCACUUCUAGACUCCUAUGUGUUUUUCCCCUUUUAA